Molecule: messenger RNA, 3151 nt
Organism: Lycium barbarum (goji berry)
Lineage: Eukaryota; Viridiplantae; Streptophyta; Magnoliopsida; Solanales; Solanaceae
Product: protein VAC14 homolog
Exons: 20
Coding region: 316-2394 (692 amino acids)
Biological process (GO): phosphatidylinositol biosynthetic process; positive regulation of kinase activity
Cellular component (GO): PAS complex; endosome membrane
Source: RefSeq, a predicted model, not a curated record
UUUCCUUAAUCUUUUCCCAAAUUACAGCAAACAAAGACCGCCCAAAGCAAAAAAAUAAAAAAACCUCUCUUCAAUCUUCCCUCUCAAGUCAAUUUUCAUUUUCGUCAAAAAAAAAUUCACAUCUUUUAGAUCUGUUUUACUUCAAUUUUAUCAGUUACUACUCUGUGUGUGUGUGUUUAUGCGCAAAAUUAUUUAAAUUGAUGUUAAGGAAAGAUCAAUUGAGUAAUUUGAUUUCAAAUUGGGAAAUUGAGUGUCUUUAACCGGGUCAGGUUUAAUUUGUUGGUUUUUUAGGGUUUUUGAAAUUGAAUUACUGUUAUGACGACUGCCGAAGCGUUAAAUGUGAUUCCAGCUGCUGUUUUGCGUAAUUUAUCGGAUAAGUUGUAUGAGAAGCGUAAAAAUGCUGCAUUGGAGUUGGAAGGGAUUGUUAAGCAUUUGACAUCUAUGGGUGAUCAUGAUAAGAUCAAUGCUGUUAUCAGUUUGUUGUCCCACGAGUAUACUUACUCACCUCAGGCUCAUAACCGGAAAGGAGGAUUGAUAGGUCUGGCUGCAGUAACGGUUGGUUUGACUACAGAAGCAGCGCAACACCUUGAGCAAAUUGUACCACCAGUCUUACACUCUUUUUCGCACCAAGACAGCAGAGUUCGUUAUUAUGCCUGUGAAGCUUUGUAUAACAUAGCAAAGGUUGUAAGAGGAGAUUUCAUCGUAUUCUUCAAUCAGAUCUUUGAUGCUUUGUGUAAGCUUUCGGCGGAUUCAGAUGCCAACGUGCAAAGUGCUGCUCAUCUUUUAGAUAGACUUGUGAAGGAUAUUGUCACAGAGAGCGAGCAAUUCAGCAUUGAAGAAUUUAUUCCUUUGCUGAGAGAACGAAUGAAUGUCCUCAGUCCUCAUGUCCGCCAAUUUCUUGUUGGGUGGAUCACAGUUUUAGACAGUGUUCCGGAUAUUGAUAUGCUCGGUUUUCUUCCUGAUUUUCUUGAUGGAUUAUUUAAUAUGCUGAGUGAUUCUAGCCAUGAAAUACGGCAACAGGCUGAUUCUGCACUUUCAGAGUUUUUACAAGAGAUUAAGAAUUCUCCAUCUGUAGAUUAUGGCCGCAUGGCUGAAAUACUAGUGCAAAGGGCAGGCUCACAGGAUGAAUUUACUAGGUUGACUUCUAUCACUUGGAUAAAUGAAUUUGUGAAACUUGGUGGAGAUCAACUUGUCCCUUAUUAUGCUGACAUUCUGGGAGCAAUAUUGCCUUGUAUAUCUGAUAAAGAAGAAAAAAUAAGAGUUGUUUCUCGUGAAACAAAUGACGAACUUCGUGCAAUUGAGGCUGACCCAGCUGAGGGAUUUGAUGUAGGAGCAAUCCUCUCUGUUGCUAGGAGGCAGUUGUCUAGUGAAUGGGAGGCAACACGUAUUGAAGCAUUACAUUGGAUGUGGACCCUGCUUAAUGGACAUCGGUCAGAGGUCUUGGUUUUUCUGAAUGAUGUCUUUGACACUCUCUUAAGGGCGCUAUCAGAUCCCUCCGAUGAGGUAGUACUCUUGGUGCUUGAGGUACACGCAUGCAUAGCUGAAGAUCCGCAACACUUCCGCCAGCUGGUUGUUUUCCUAGUUCACAGCUUUCAGCACGAUCACUCACUCCUGGAGAAACGUGGAGCUUUGAUAAUUCGACGGCUAUGUGUACUUCUAAAUGCUGAAAGAGUUUACCGUGAACUGUCCACAAUACUUGAAGGAGAAUCAGAUUUGGACUUUGCAUCUGUGAUGGUUCAGGCUUUAAACUUGAUUUUGCUUACUUCACCUGAGUUGUCUGACCUUCGGGAUCAUCUUAAACAAUCACUGGUCAAAGAUGCUGGGAGAGACUUGUUUCUUUCUUUGUACGCAUCAUGGUCCCAUUCACCAAUGGCGAUGAUAAGUCUCUGCCUAUUAGCUCAGGCAUAUCAGCAUGCAAGUUCUGUUAUUCAGUCUUUGGUUGAAGAAGAUAUCAAUGUGAAGUUCUUAGUGCAGCUUCAUAAGUUGAUCCACCUUCUGGAGACUCCAACCUUUGCUUACCUUAGGCUGCAGCUUCUUGAACCUGGAAGAUACAUAUGGUUGCUAAAAGCAUUAUAUGGUCUGUUGAUGCUGUUACCGCAGCAAAGUGCAGCUUUCAAGAUUCUUCGUACUCGGUUGAAAACUGUUCCUUCAUACUCCUUCAAGGAAGAGAAAGUUGCACGAACAUCGUCUGGGAUUCCAUUUUUCAAUGGAGGAGGUGGAUUACAAGUUUUAGAGGAUGGCAACCCAAAUGAGAAUUCGCAUGAUAUGCAUAAUGGAAUUAACUUUGCUUCUAGGCUGAAGCAUUUUAAGCAAAUUCAGCAGGAGCAUCGUUCGCAUUCAAAGUCAGAGACUCAUUCACGUUUUAAUUCUGCUUCAUCAAUGAAGGAGUUAUGAAGACCAGAAGAAUCAAAAACAAUCUGCUGCAGCAACAGACUUGAACAGGCCUUCUUCAAUACAGUUGCAACUUUGAUUGUUUUCCCGUGAUCCUAAUCGAGGUUUCUUGUACAGCAAUCUUGAUUUGCUUUCUUUUUAUUUUUUGAAAGCGUAGUCAAGCUUCGCUAAGUUGUAAAUUGUAUAUCUUAGUAGUUUGUUUUGUCAAAUUCAUUGAGUUGGAAAAAGGGGGGAAGGGGUAUAACUUUUUGCUUGGAUAUUCCCAAGCAAUAUGUUUUUUUUUUAAAAAAAAUUCUUUGAAAGAUUUUGAAGGUAAAAUUAGUGCAUGUGGUUAUGUUAUUAUUUUGUUGAAGGGGGCCCUUGGAGCACCAAUAAAAUUGUCUCCGUGUGACCUAUAGGUCACGGGUUCGAGCUGUGAAACUAGCCACUGAUGCUUGCGUCAAGGUACGUCACACCUUUUUGGGGUGGGACUCUUCCCCAGACGUUGCGUGAAUGGGGAAUGUUGUGUGCACCGAGGUGCCCUUUUUACCAUAUGAACAAACAGGGAGAUGCGUAGGAUAUGAAACUUCCUUUUAUUCACAAGUCUUUCUAUUACAAAGAUUCAAUUGGUGUAUUAUGCAUCACUCUAGUGAAUGAUGUAUCCUUCAUCCCAUUCGUGUUACUUGGAUUUGAAUAAUUCUCAAAGCUUGAGUUUUGUGAUAUUUCCCAUGUUUUCUUUGAAACAGUACUCAUCUAAUAAAUUGCAUGUACAGGUUGAUCC